AUGAAUUUCUCUGGCCAGUUGGUACAUCAAGCUCUACUACGACAAGUUGUAACCUCUGCUAAAGAAGAAUCUGGUGUGAUAUUAUUCAGGUUCAAAUUUGCUGGAAAGAGGGCAACAUUUUCUAUUGCUGAAUUUGCUCUUAUCACUGGUUUGUUAUGUGGUGAUGUCCCUCCCCUGUCUAGCUUGAUUGACACUUCUGUGCAUAGGAUUAGGGACUUGUAUUUUGGUGGAAAUAAGAGCAUUGGUAGAAAUAAGUUAGAUGAAGUUUUCAUGAGUUGUGAUCCUGAACCUGGAAAGGAAGAAGAUGUGUUGAAGCUAGCUCUGGUAUAUUUUUUGGAGUCUGUUUUACUGCCUAGGGAGCGUAGUAGGAAUAUAGAUAUCCAGUGGUUGCAAUUGGUUGAUAAUGUUAAUGUGUUUAAUAAGUAUCCAUGGGGAUCUAUGAGCUAUGCACGUACUGCAAAGUCUCUUGCAUCUGUCAUGGUAGGUCGUGCUGAAAAAUUUAAAAAAAGAUCGACAAAGAUGGAAAAGUACAGCAUAUAUGGAUUCCCGCUAGUACUUCAGAUAUGGCUUUAUGAAGCAGUGUCGCGCAUCGGUAUGUCUUACGCAAACGUGAGGGAAGAAAACCGGUUUCCCCGAAUAUUGAACUGGAGCAGCACUGCCACUCCAGAAUCUAAUGCUAUUGUCUCCAAUAUUUUUGAUAUGAAAAAGCUAAAAGUGCAUGAUACGCUUGUCCCUACUGAUUUAGAGUUAGGGCAGGAAUAUUUGAGUAGUAUUGGAAGCCCCAAGUUAAAGGAGACGACCAAUGUUGUGGGGAGCUCCAAGACAAAGAAAAAGAGCUCAAAGAAGAAGAGUAAUGUAGCGGAUGAGAGCAAUGUUGUGGUGGAUGCGUUUGAGAAUUUGUUUGGAGAUGAGGACAAUAAUCGCCACAACCCUGAGAUUGAGCGAGAGGAUGAUCCAAUGGGAAGAGUUAUUGAGAAGUUACUUGGGAUGGAGAAGGUGUUGAUUGAGCAGAAAAAAAUAAAUAGGUUGUUGAGGAAUGAGGUUACAACUUAUUUUGAUGCAUUUUUCCAGUCUGUGGAGGAUAAUAUGAAGAAACUAGUGGAAUUUAGAAUAGGAACUAACAUGGAGGUGGAUGAUGAGGUUCUAAGUGAUGAGAUUGAACCUCAAAACAAGGGGUUGGAGAAUAAGGAGAAUGAUGCGAAGGAGGAGGAGGAUAAGGUAGAGGAAAAUGAGGAAAAGGUGGAAAAUGAGGAGAAGGAGGAUGAUGUAGUUCAAGUAAAAGAGAAUGAGGAGAAGGAGCCGGAGCAGGAGGAGGAGGAGGAGGAGGAGGUGGAGAAGGAAGAAGCUGUAGUUCAAAUAAAGGAGAAUGAGGAGAAGAAGGAAAAGGAUGAGAAUGAGGAGGCCGUAGUUGGAAGAAAUGAUGCGGAGUUGCCAAGUAUGGAGCUGGAAGCUGUGGAUGAACUAUUAGAGCUUUCAAAGCAUCGGUUUACACCAGAGAAGAUAAACAAGAACUCUGAAGGAGUGGAGGAGAUUAGAGAGUCUCAGUUUCCCACAGCUACACCAGGUGGGACACGCAAGUAUACCAGAAAUAAGAAUAAGCGUGCGAAGAGGCAUGGACCACAAACGAAAACACCAUUUACCUCCCCCAGCUUCAAGAGGAGGAAACUUAUGGUGGAAAAUGAGAUAGUUAAUCCAUUGACAGACGCUCCAAUAUUACAGUUGAAGCGAGCGUAUCCAAAGGAAUGGGCACGCGAUUUACUUGCUUUCAUGAAAGACAAUACACUUGAAAGUAAGUUGAUAAGUUGGGAGCCAUGUCAAGUGGACAAGAAUUGGUUUGUGGAUGCCAUCAGACCAGAAACCUGGUUAUCGGACAAGCACCUUGAUGUGGCAAUGUACCAUAUUCGUAGAAGGAUUGCCAAUAACCCUGAAGUUUUUAAGAAGAAGUAUACAGUGCUCGACAGUUUUUUCUUUGUCCGGGUUACGCAAGCUUUCAUACUUUUCAAUGAAAGCAAGGAUUGUUCUUGGGACAAUGAUAAUCUGAUUUUGGACUAUGUAAUAGGAGAAAGUCCAGUGAAAUCUGUGUCUUGGUCUAACGUAGAUUACGUUUACUUCCCUGCCAACUUCAACAAUGCACAUUGGGUGGCUGUAGAGAUGAUCUUGGGGGAAAGACAGAUUAACGUGUAUGACUCGCUUACAAGCUGCACAAAAAUUCCAAAAUUUAAUGAAUUAAUGCAGCCCUUGAAGUUGAUGAUGCCAUACAUAUUAAGAGCAGCUGCGUUAAAUGAUGAAAAUCUCUCUCCCUGGAAACUUAAAAGGGUAUCGUCCUGCCCUCAACAAAAUAAUGGAGGAGAUUGUGGCAUGUUCACCAUCAAGUUCAUUGAAGUAUUAACUGCAAGCAUGCCAGUUAGUCUAAUAACUCAAGAGGACAUGGUAUUCUACAGGAAAAAGUUCACUAUGGAGGCAUGGGGUGGAGAAUUUUUAAUGUAA
Messenger RNA from Tripterygium wilfordii, 2487 nucleotides. RefSeq lists its product as uncharacterized. The transcript has 8 exons. The record is from RefSeq and is a predicted model, not a curated record. Gene Ontology annotation, molecular function: cysteine-type peptidase activity. Gene Ontology annotation, biological process: proteolysis. Bases 1 to 2487 code for a protein of 828 amino acids. NCBI's taxonomy places the organism in Eukaryota, Viridiplantae, Streptophyta, Magnoliopsida, Celastrales, Celastraceae.